GCCUGUUGCCAGAGCCAUGGGCAUGAGGAGCUCCAAAAUGAAACUGAAGACAGGGUCAUUUCUGUGGUGCCUCUACCUGGACAAGCUCUACUGCCUGCUGUCCAUGAGGAACGUGAGGGCCUUGGUGGAGUACUUCGACCUCCUCGACCCACACCGCCACAACACCAUGAACGAUAUGAUGUUCUACCACUUCCUUCACCAUGUGACUAACUGGAAUCGGAAACAGAUCAUGAAAGUGUUCCACAUACUGGACUGGGAAGCGGCGGGCGAGAUCACUUUUGACCAGUUCUACGUGCUGGUGUGCUUACUACUGGCACACGAGAACCACUUGGAAGAGCAAUUUAUCUUCCGCCAUUCCCGGCAGGUCUUUGACCUGCUGGACCUGGGUGGGGAGAUGAAAAUCGGGGCGGAGAGCUUCCGAAAGUACGACUUUCUCUUCAAUAUUAAAAAACAUGAGCUCCGAGAGUUCUACCGCAACUUUGACAUCACCGGUGACUGUCACCUGAAUUACAAGGAAUUUAAGCUGUUUACUAUCUUCACCAUGGACAAAUACCAGGAGAAGCAGAAAGUAGAGAAAAAGGAGGAACAGAAGGCUCUGCUUGAAAAAGAAUAUGCCACAGAAAGUUAAGGGGAAGGCAAAAGAGAAACUUC
Myotis brandtii (Brandt's bat) is the source of this 651-nucleotide messenger RNA. It is a transcript of the gene EFCAB9, whose product is annotated as EF-hand calcium binding domain 9. NCBI's taxonomy places the organism in Eukaryota, Metazoa, Chordata, Mammalia, Chiroptera, Vespertilionidae. Gene Ontology annotation, cellular component: sperm principal piece; cytoplasm. Bases 17 to 628 code for a protein of 203 amino acids. The record is from RefSeq and is a predicted model, not a curated record. Gene Ontology annotation, biological process: flagellated sperm motility; sperm capacitation. The transcript has 4 exons. Gene Ontology annotation, molecular function: calcium ion sensor activity.